Molecule: messenger RNA, 1971 nt
Organism: Megalobrama amblycephala (Wuchang bream)
Lineage: Eukaryota; Metazoa; Chordata; Actinopteri; Cypriniformes; Xenocyprididae
Gene: cldn23.1
Product: claudin 23.1
Exons: 1
Coding region: 115-924 (269 amino acids)
Biological process (GO): bicellular tight junction assembly; cell adhesion
Cellular component (GO): plasma membrane; bicellular tight junction
Molecular function (GO): structural molecule activity
Source: RefSeq, a predicted model, not a curated record
CCCAUCAGAUGCUAAUCAGACGGAUCCACCUCCUCCAGGUUUCAGUAUGUUUCUUCUUAAGCGCCAGACAUAUUUGACUCACUUUAGACGGGGACAGCAGCUCGACCUUCAACCAUGCGCACUCCAGGGAUCUUGAUAUUCGGCAUGGUCCUGGCACCAUGUGGAUGGAUCCUAGACCUGACCAGCACGGUUGCGCCCAACUGGCGCACAGUCAACAACCUGGCAGGCGAAGCUGUGGAUCUGGUGGUGGAACAAGGAAUCUGGGACAUCUGCAGGACCUCCACAACAUCUAGAUCGCAACUGUGCAACCAACGUACCAAUGACCAAACGUACUUUAACAACCAGAUUAUUCCGAUCGCUCAAGGAAUGAUGAUUGCGUCUUUGAUCGUGACCAUACUUGGCCUGGUGGUGGCAACACCUGGAGUCAGAUGCUGGAAGGAAAGACCAAGGUGGAUCCUGGCUUCUCUGGGUGGCCUCCUCAUCUUCUGCUCCGGAGUCCUGACCAUUAUUCCCAUUGCAUGGUACACUCAUCUGCUCAACAGCCUCAACUCCACCUCGGUCAAAAGAGACCCAGCGAGAGCGGAUGACAUUCGUGUUGGAUACUGCAUCGUUUUGGGCUACAUCGGAGGCAUCAUGGAGGUCCUCGGUGGUUGUGUGAUGUUCAUCGGGAUCUGCUCCUGCUGCGGUGGACGGAACCGUGGAGAAAAGCCUCAAGCCAAAACAGAAAGGCAGACGGCCAGGCCGACGGAGAGACCGACGCCUCUGCCGAGGGUCAACAUACCGAGAAGCAUCAGCAGCAGAAGCAGCGUACCUUACUCACAAAAGUCACUGGAUGACGACCUGGACUUCCCAAGAGCCAAAACCCGGGACAUGGGAUCCGUCAACACUUCCUACACUGGAAGACCUUACGAUGCUGAUCUGUAAAAUGAUUAGCUUAGUUACUACAUACUGUGAAGUGUGAAUAUUCUUUUACUACUUUGUGAACAUUGACAACUGUUAAAGUCGUGCAAGCUGUCUUCAACUGGAGCGUACACGUGUUACACCAGUCUUUUUCUUACUUUUUCAAGCGUUGUUUACAACAAUCACUGAUUGUGCUUGCCAUUUGCACUCUGAGGUUAAGUAAAAUGAGGGCUUUAAUUUAGUUGUAAAUAGCCAAAAUGUAACUUCCUGUUGAAGGUUUGUAAUGCGGGUUAAAAUCGCAUAUGAAUGGAAAAUAUAUUAAUAAUGAAGGAUUUGAGAAAAAUUAAUUGUGCAAUAUUUUCUUUUGCUGUGUGAAUACAACCUAAGCUUAGUCAAAAGGGUUAUCGGGGCUUUCUGUGAUGCAGUAUAACUAGUAAUACUGGUUGUUUCAGUUUUAACUCCUCUGCAUGCUUUGCAGCAUGUGGGUCGUGUCUGAACUGUCACGAGAUCCACGAGUCUUGUGAACAAUGCAGCGAUAGUCAAGAAGUAUAAGUAUACUGUAUAUCCAUAAAAUCUUUUUUUUUUUUUUUUUUUUUUUUUUAAACUAUAUCUAUACAUAUAGUUAAUUUCCAGUAUAAAUACUUUCUGCCAGUUCUUAAUAAGUGAUCAGUUGUUUAAUGAAGGUCAGUGAGCAGAUAACUUACCUUCAGUCUGGAAGCAUAAAAGAAAACUUACCUGUUACACAAAUGACUGUAGAACAAAACAUGAAAUAUAUUAAAACAAUAAAUUAAUGAAGUUUAUUAAUUAUAAACUGUAAAAACAGAUGCAUUUAAGAGCGGCAAGGUGUAAAUGAGGUUAAAUAGUAAUAAAACCAUCCAGAAUAAGGAAGUAAAGUGUAAAUAAGAUCUUUCUGACUUUAUUUUGCUGUAACUCAUCAGAUCAUGUUAUAUUUCCCUUUGCUCAGGGUUCAAGGUAUGUGUGGUUUCUAAAUAGCAAUACAUCAUCUUUUAAAUCUCUUUGUAACAGUUUUUGGUUAUUUUUUGUAUUAAAGUAAUAUUUAUUAAAAACAAA